AUGGAAAACACUAUUGAUCCAAUGGAUGGGGAAACCUUCUCACCCAUUAAGUUAGAAGAUGCCAUUAUUCAUCACACACACAUGCAAUUACCACAGCUUAGUCCUGGGUCAUUGUUAGGGAAACAUCCUCAUGGACUUUCCGCCAAAAAACAAAGUAGAAAAGAUGAUGAAUCUCCACAAACAUUAAAUUCUACUCCUUCCACCAGAUUGAAUAUGAAUCCAAUGGCUUCACCUAAAGGAAAGUUAAAUGAUGUUAAUAAUGAAGAUUUCAAUAAGAGGAGCUCCUUAGAUAAGGAAAAUACCUUCGAUAGUAUUAACAAAUACUUUAUCAGUUCACCUCAAUUCGAUACAUCACCUUUCAACAAAAAAAGAAGUUUGGAUGAAGAGAAACCAACUCCUGUCAAAUAUGUUAAGACAAAUGCCAAUGAAAGUUCUGUGGUUCAUUUACCCCCAUUGGAACCCAAGCUUACCAAGAGAUCUCCUCUUAUCAAUGUCACAGAUAUGAAUUCAAGUAUUGAUAGAGUUUAUAGUGAUGAUGAACAACCAGAUAAUGACAACAUCAUUGAUGAACCAACAGUCAAUUUCAGAGUAGAUACCGAUCAAAUACCUGUUUACACCCAUGCUAAAAUGGAGGAAAUCAAAAGUGGUUUAGAUAAACAAAUUGAUGAUCUUAGAAUUGAAUUGAAACACAAAAACCAGGAUUUUGAAGAUUUGAAAACACAAAUGAAUGCUAAAGACUCUGAAAUAUCAAGGUUGAAGUCCAAUGUUGAAGAUUUAGAGUUCCAAAUCAACAGAUUGAAAAGUGUUAAAGAUUCAUUGGAAACAAGAUUAAAUGUUAAUUGUAAUGAUAAUGCUAAACUUUCCAAGAAACUUGCUGUCAAAGAUAAAAACUUAGAGUUGGCUCAAGUGGAAAUCAAAGAGUUACAACAAAAAAUCGAAGAUUUAAAUGGAGACAUUUUAGAACAAAGUGAAUUCAAUAAAUUCAAACAUUCAACUAUUGAUGAAUUGGAAAAGACAAGAUUACAUCAACAAGAUGAAUAUCAAGUCAUUAAUGAUGAGAAGGAAAGUAUUGAACAAGAGAAACAGAAAUUGGAUGAGAUUAGAAUCAAAUUAAAUGAUUUCGAAAAGGAUGUUAAUGAUAAGGAUCAAAAAAUUGAAGAAGAUAGAAUGAAUCUUCAUAAAGAAAAGGAGCAGUUAAGGGAAAGUAAAGAAGAAUUUGAAGCAGAGAAAAAGAAAUUUGAAGAUAUGAUGGUAAAAGAGAAUGAAGUCGUUGAAGAAAAGAAACGAGUAUUGGAAGAACAAUUUCAACAAUUUGAAGAGAAUAAGAAGAUAUUUGAAGAAGAGAAUAAGAAACUUGUCAUGGAAAGAACCGAAUUGUUGCAAGAUCUUCAGAAAAUGGAGAAACAAGCAGAAGAAGAUUUCAAAGAUUUGGAUUUGAAAAAAGAUGAAUUCACUAAACAACAAGAAACCUUCGCUGACGAACAAGAGCAGUAUUUCAAAGAAAAAGAUCAGUUCAUCAAACAGAAACAACAAUUUGAGACUGAUCAACAACAAUUACUUCAACAACAACAAGAAUUCAAAAUCAAUGAGAAUGAAGUAAAUGAACUUAAACAGAAAUUAGCCCAAGAUAAAGAAGUUUUACAGUACCAACAACAAACUCUCCAAGAAGAGAAAGAACAACUCGAAAAGCAAAAAGAUCAAGAAACUUCUAAUGAAAGUGAAUUCCAAAAAAUCAUCGAUAGUCAAGAAGAUACUAUCAAUAAAUUUGAACAACAGAAAAAUCUUUAUGAAGAAAGAAUAAAGGGAUUGGAACAAGAGCUUCAAUCUAAAGUCACACACGAUGAAAUCAACAAAGAAGUUGAAGAAGAAGUGAGGAAGUUAACCAUUGAAUUGGAUUCAAAGAAUAAAGAAGUUGAAACUCUCAAAAGACAAAAUGAAAGUAAAGUCAUUGAAUUGAAAGAGAAAAUCGAAUUCUUGAAGGCAGACCGUGAUAGAAGAAUAGAGGGUAUCUCCAACCAUUUGUUCAAAGAAUAUAGUAAGAAGCAUUCCAAUAAAGUAGAGAUUUUAAAACAUAAGUACAAAUCAGCCGUGGAUAAAAUUCAAAUUGAAAAGAGGCACCUUGAAAUUGAACUUGAAGAUUUGAAAUCUCGACUUAAUUCACCUAAAAAUUCACCUAUGAAUUCAAGAAGGUAA
Molecule: messenger RNA, 2193 nt
Organism: Yamadazyma jaroonii
Lineage: Eukaryota; Fungi; Ascomycota; Pichiomycetes; Serinales; Debaryomycetaceae
Source: the annotation of a GenBank genome assembly